Messenger RNA from Grus americana (Whooping crane), 1623 nucleotides. RefSeq names its product M1-specific T cell receptor alpha chain-like. The transcript has 9 exons. The record is from RefSeq and is a predicted model, not a curated record. Gene Ontology annotation, biological process: response to bacterium. NCBI's taxonomy places the organism in Eukaryota, Metazoa, Chordata, Aves, Gruiformes, Gruidae. Bases 1 to 867 code for a protein of 288 amino acids.
AUGCGGCGGUGCCGGGGCGCAGGGCUGGCGGGGCUGGCCGCGGUGCUCCUGGUGGCUGUGGGCAGAGCCCAGGUGCAGCAGGAGCCGUCGGCAGAGACCACCGAGGGCACCGGCAUCAACAUCACUUGCUCACACCCCAACAUACAGACCGACGAUUACAUCCACUGGUACCGUCAGCUCCCGGGCCGAGGCCCCGCAUUCCUCACGUUCGGUCAUAAAGGGACCAAAGAGGUGCCGGACCCGCCGGGGCGGCUGUGGGUGGCGGCAGACCGCCGGUCCAGCGCCCUGUGGCUCGCCCGGCCCCGGCGCGGGGACGCGGCGGUGUAUUACUGCGCCACUGUGCCUCUGUAUGGAGAAGCUGGAGGGAGCUAUGGCAAGCUGACGUUUGGCUCAGGGACCAGACUGUCCGUCCAGCCCAAUGUUACUCCAUCUCCUUCAGUCUACAGGCUGACCUCUAAAGAUUAUAAGGAUUUGGAAAUGUGUCUUAUCACAGAUUACUCCCCUGAAAACAUUACUCUUCCCUGGCAUGAUAAGCAGACAAAUGUUGUAGUAGAGGUGGCAACACCAGAGAACAAACAGGAAGCGAGCUACCUGUCCACCUACUGGGCCAAGAAAGAUGUAAUGCGGUGUGGUGCAAAUCACGAGGGCUUUGGAAAACUGGAGGGCGAGGAUCCUGAAAAAGGUGCCAGUGCUGUCUGUGUUACAGGGGUGUCUCUACACUUCAGGACAGAUGAAAACCUGAACAUGCUGUCUUUAUCACAGCUGGGCCUGAAAAUAAUUUUAAUGAAAGGAAUAAUUUUUAAUGUGCUGAUGACGAUGCUUAUGUGGAAAAAAAAGAAUGAAAGUAACCAGAUGGUGCCGUCCUGAAGUGCCAAGAAAUCUUUUGAGGAAUCUUUACCAGAGCAUCGUGUGCAAGAAGGAACACAGACAUUCCUGCUGCAAGGGAUAUUACUUGCUGUUUCUAUGUAUCUCACUCGCCAUUAUAGAAUAAAUUGCUUCAUUUGCAUUGUUAUAAAGCUACUAAAAAUUCUCAGCAUUCUACUCCCCCACAUGCCUGACUCAUUUAGCAUGACAAUGCUUCUUUUUGCAUGAAGCACAGUUUGCUAUAACUACAAAUUGCCAAACAUUUGCUGAAAAGCAAAGGGAAUCUUAUUCAAGGUGCUAUGCACCAUGUCCCGCUAUCUUUUGCUAGAUCAGAGCAAGGUAUCUUUUUUAUUCCCUAAAAGAUAUGCUGCUAGGUUUCCUAGAAGUCCUUCAGUGAAAUUCUCACUUCAUUAUCACAGAAGAAAAAAAUGUUUUUUCCUAUUUUUUAAAGUCUAUCUGGCCUUAAUGUUUUCUGAAUUUAAAACAGCUUAAGCUUUGGCUUUGCUUUUGGUUAAAAUAAGAACUACUUUUGCUCUUUUCAGUUCUAACAAUCUUAGAUUUCCCAAUUUCUUUUUAUAAUCAUUGCAUAAAACUAUACUGAAAUAUUUACCUGUCCAUGUGUGCAGCCUUUGGAAACAGUGCAUGCAAGUUUCACUUGCAUGCUGCUAAUUCUUGAAUUGUACAGGCAAGCACCCCGAUGUCCUGGCAUUUCUUUAGGUCUUUGGCUGCUAUUAAACAAUUCUUAUCAAAAAUAAGAAA